UUCAUCAACAGAAACGUAUUUAUUUAGACAUUUAAAAAAAUAUCGACAAAAUAAUUGUAUUUUUAAAGAUGGCAAACUCGGGAAUUCAACUUUUAGGAUUCGCCCUGUCACUCGUCGGUGUCAUUGCACUUAUCGUGGGGACCAUUCUUCCACAGUGGAAGAUGUCUGCGUACGUAGGAGACAACAUCAUAACGGCGGUUGCCAUGUACCAAGGGCUAUGGAUGUCUUGCGCUUUUCAGAGCACAGGGCAGCUCCAAUGUAAAAUCUACGACUCGAUCCUGCAGCUAGACGGCACUCUCCAGGCCACACGUGCCCUGAUGAUUGUUGGCAUCAUCGUAUCCAUCGCUGGGCUGGGCGUGGCCAUCAUGGGCAUGAAGUGUACCACUUGCGGAGGAAACAACAAAGUGUGGAAGUCUCGCACCGCCAUGACUGGAGGCGUCAUUCUACUGGUUGGAGCUCUGUGUGCAUUAGUGGCCUGCUCGUGGUUCGCUCAUAAUCUCAUCUGGGCCUUCUAUAACCCGUAUUCUCCUGUCAACACCAAGUUUGAGUUUGGGGCAGCCAUCUUCAUCGCCUGGGGGGGUUCUUUCCUGGAACUGCUGGGGGGAGCCAUGCUGGCAUCUUCCUGCCCCAGGAGUAAAAAGCCGGUGCCCAAAUAUCCUGUCAUGGGUGGCGUGAGUGCUCUCUCACCAUCCAGCAGCACCAAGGAGUAUGUGUGAGCUAAAUCAUGCUGCCAGGUUAUAAUGAGAUUCACAGAAAUUGUUGUGAGGUUUACAGAUAUGCCCACACCCCACCCCACCCCAGCAGGACCGUUGUGAUGUCUCUCACCCGCUCCCAAAAUUCCACAAUUGUUUAUGAGUGGGCCUCACAAAUACACUAUAAUUGGUUAUUGGAUCCCCCUUAUAUUAUGUUUUAGGGUGCAU
Messenger RNA from Oncorhynchus masou masou (cherry salmon), 920 nucleotides. RefSeq names its product claudin-7-A-like. The record is from RefSeq and is a predicted model, not a curated record. Gene Ontology annotation, cellular component: plasma membrane; bicellular tight junction. Bases 69 to 716 code for a protein of 215 amino acids. Gene Ontology annotation, biological process: bicellular tight junction assembly; cell adhesion. The transcript is spliced from 4 exons. Lineage: Eukaryota; Metazoa; Chordata; Actinopteri; Salmoniformes; Salmonidae. Gene Ontology annotation, molecular function: structural molecule activity.